AUGCGCAUUGUUGAGCCAGUACAAUUGCUUUUGGCAUUGCCAUUCAUUACUCUGGUUUCAGGUUUCCCCGGAACAGAGAAUUCUCACAAUGGCGGCCAAGCUCAUCGGGCUCUGCACAAGAGAUGUCCGUACGCCAGUGCCGAGUCUAAUGCCUCGCCAGGGCUCGAAAAGCGAUUUCUCUUUGAUUCAAUGGCGUCACCUGUUGAUGUAACCGGAGAGCACGAAUUCCAACCGCCCAACCUUACAGGCGGUGACCAGCGUGGCCCUUGCCCAGGUCUUAAUGCGUUGGCAAACCACGGGUAUAUCCCGCGAAACGGAGUAGUUUCAUUUGGGAAUGUGAUCACAGCAAUCAACGAAGUGUACGGCAUGGGAAUUGAUUUGGCAACGGUCCUGGCAAUCAUGGGCACUGUUUGGACAGGGGAUCCUUUGUCUUUGGAUCCCAGCUUUUCUAUUGGAGAUCGCGACACCGGUGUAAACAACCUUCUGGGAAAUCUAGGGGGACUCCUUGGCGAGCCUCAAGGACUUAUUGGCUCCCACAAUUUCAUCGAAGCGGACUCAUCCAACACGCGGGACGAUUUAUAUGUCACAGGGAACAAUUACGCGCUCAACAUGGAAAAGUUCAUGUCCUGGUAUAAUAUGUCUGUCGAUGGUACAUUCGAUAUGAAUCUUAUGGCCAAGCGGGCAAAGCUGCGGUUUGAGGAGACAAUCCAGACCAACCCGAACUUCUACUAUGGACCUGUGACAGGCCUUAUUGCACGCAAUGCCGGCUACAUCUUCCCAGGCCGGCUGUUUCGGAACCAUUCCCGGGAGAACCCAGAAGGAAUUUUGACCAAAAGUCAUCUUCGAAACUUCUACGGCAUCUACGGCGAAGAUGGUAAUCUUACCUACCGGGAAGGAUGGGAAAGAAUUCCCGAGAACUGGUUCAAGACCCCUGUGGACUACGGUCUCUUGCAGCUUAAUCUGGACACUAUUGAUUGGAUGGUGAAGUAUCCAGAGCUUGGGAGUAUCGGAGGCAAUAUGGGCAAGGUCAACACCUUUGCCGGCGUCGAUCUAGCAGAUCUGACCGGUGGAGUUUUCAACCUAACAAAUCUGUUGGAGGGUAACAACUUGCUGUGCUUUGUUUUUGAAGUGCUGAAAUUCGCUAGCCCCAAUGCGCUUGCCAGUUUAUACAGCACUCUAGCUGAACCCUUGGACUUCGUGGGUAAUGCUUUAUCAGUUUCUUUGUUGAACUUUACUUGUCCAGCAUUCCAAGACCUUCAAAUUGGUGGCAAGCCUUUCUGGGAGGCCAUCCAGAACGAUUUCCCGGGUGCUUUGAAGAGUGGUCGUGCCUUCUGA
Penicillium cataractarum is the source of this 1335-nucleotide messenger RNA. Its product is annotated as peroxidase family protein. Bases 1 to 1335 code for a protein of 444 amino acids. The transcript has 7 exons. Lineage: Eukaryota; Fungi; Ascomycota; Eurotiomycetes; Eurotiales; Aspergillaceae. Gene Ontology annotation, molecular function: peroxidase activity. The record is from RefSeq and is a predicted model, not a curated record.